AUGCGCUCAUUUCUUCCCGCAGGACUCUCUGGACGUGCCAUUCUCGGAAGCUACCGCAACGCCGGCAGUUUCUUCGGGUCGGUGCCUAAGGGGGCACCAGACUCCAUUCUGGGUCUCUCGCUCGAGUUCCAGCAUGAUCCGCACCCCAACAAGGUGAACCUCGCGGUCGGUGUCUACCGUGACGACAACAACCGCCCAUUUGUGCUCGAAUCUGUUAAGAAGGCUGACACAAGCGGUGACAUGGAGUACGCACCUAUCAAUGGUGUUCCUGCAUUCCUCAAGGCCGCACAGAAGUUGUGCUUCGGUGAGGAUUGCAGCGCACUUCGCGAUGGUCGCGUUGCAAGUUGCCAGACACUGGGUGAAACGGGCGCAAUGCUUCUCUGUGGUGAAAUGCUGCACCGUUUCGUGGACAAAUGCGACACCAUUCAGUCCCCUGACCCGGGUUACGCGAACCACACUAGUGGCUUUCAGAUUGCUGGGAUCAAGCUGUCGAACUACAGGUAUUACGAUGCCGCCACGAAGUCCCUUGACAUCCCCGGCAUGUUGAGCUCGCUGGAGAAGCUUCCCGAGCGUUCUGUUGUUUUGAUGCAUGCAUGUGCGCACAACCCCACAGGUCUUGACCCCACCCAAGAGGACUGGGUGAAGGUGGCGGAGGUGAUUAAGCGGCGCAAUCUCCUUCCACUUGUGGACAUGGCGUACCAGGGAUUUGCCAGUGGCGACAUUGAUCGCGACGCCUUUUUGCCGCGUCACCUGAUGAAUCUCGUGCCGAAUCUCAUUGUGGCGCAGUCGUUUGCGAAGAACUUUGGCCUCUAUGGACACCGCUGUGGUGCCUUGCACAUGAUUGUGGAGAACCCUGCCGAGGUGGAGCGUGUUCUCUCGCAGACCGCCAUUCUCAUUCGUUCCAUGUACAGUAACCCACCCAUCUUUGGCGCGCGUGUGGUGAACUCAGUCCUGAACUCGCCAGAACUGACGGCGAUCUGGAGGAAAGAGCUGAAUGUGAUGUCGGGUCGUCUGCGCGACGUGCGCCACCGCUUGGUGAAGGAGCUGAAGGACUGUGGGUCGACACUUGACUGGUCGCAUGUGGAGCGUCAGAUCGGUAUGAUGGCGUACACCGGACUCACAAAGGAACAAGUGGAGCUGCUGAAGAAGAAGCACCAUGUGUACAUGACAUUGAAUGGUCGCGCGGCUAUUUCAGGACUCAACAGCACCAACGUUGUUUACGUGGCAAAGGCCUUCCAUGAUGUCACGAAGUGA
Messenger RNA from Trypanosoma theileri, 1254 nucleotides. RefSeq names its product putative aspartate aminotransferase, mitochondrial. The transcript has a single exon. Gene Ontology annotation, cellular component: mitochondrion. Gene Ontology annotation, biological process: biosynthetic process; amino acid metabolic process. Gene Ontology annotation, molecular function: L-aspartate:2-oxoglutarate transaminase activity; pyridoxal phosphate binding. Lineage: Eukaryota; Euglenozoa; Kinetoplastea; Trypanosomatida; Trypanosomatidae. The coding region runs from base 1 to 1254 and encodes 417 amino acids. The record is from RefSeq and is a predicted model, not a curated record.